Messenger RNA from Cygnus olor (mute swan), 2717 nucleotides. RefSeq names its product G protein subunit alpha z (gene GNAZ). The transcript has 3 exons. Gene Ontology annotation, biological process: adenylate cyclase-modulating G protein-coupled receptor signaling pathway. The coding region runs from base 1582 to 2649 and encodes 355 amino acids. Gene Ontology annotation, molecular function: GTPase activity; G protein-coupled receptor binding; G-protein beta/gamma-subunit complex binding. The record is from RefSeq and is a predicted model, not a curated record. Lineage: Eukaryota; Metazoa; Chordata; Aves; Anseriformes; Anatidae. Gene Ontology annotation, cellular component: heterotrimeric G-protein complex.
CUGCGCCCCCCGUGCCGAGCAGGGCGAGGUUGCAGCCCGUUAACCUGCACCUGUGGAUGGCUGCAGCCGCAGCUGCCAAGCACAAGUUUUUUUGGUACGUUCGCUUCUGCGUUUCUGGUGAGCGAGGGAUGCACGCAAAGCCGGCACCUCGAUGUCAGCCUGCCGACCGACAGCAAACGUGUGGCCGCUUCAUUUCUGGUACUGCCACUGAUCUGAUCCGGGUUUGGCUGUUUCACUGCAGAAGCUGCUUGUAAUGUGUUCUAGCAGUAUUUGCUCUGGAGGCUACUGACCGAUCUCAGCAACGUUUUCCUGUGCAAGAUUGGUGAAAAACUUGCUGGAUUGCCAUUCAGCAUUUCUUUAUAUCUCUAUACUCGCCCAUACUGUUGUGCCCACGAUUUGUUUUUUAUUUGGGCUCCACGUUUCGCGCCACUGUGGGUCACACCCUUCGGGCAGCUGUCAGAAUUUCUCCUGCAACGGUUACAGCAGCAGGUCAGGUAGAAAGCCACAGUAUCAUGAAUGCUUACUUGUGGAUCAUAAAGGAAUAAAAAUGAGCACGUAUUUUGUGCUUCCUUAGGGAAAAUUGUGGCUGACUUUGUGGAUGGAGACAUUUGAAGUCCAAGUCGAUGCCUUAAGUGCUGUCAUGGGCAGAAGCAGUGGCUUUUCAGCAGGGCACAUAUUUGCUAACUGAAGAGAUACAGGUACAGGGAUGCAGCUCUGCAGAACAGGGAGGUUUUUGCUGUUAACUUGUCUGUCUCCAUCAAAUCGUUUGGUUGGAAGCUGUCACCCAGAAGCACAGAUGCCUGUCCUUGGGUAGAGGACAUUAUUACAAGCUAGGCCUGUGUGUACAGAAGGAUGAAGUUCCAGUCUUCAGCAAGCCAGUGAUGAGUGAAAUCAAGAGAACAUCUUAGCUAUAUGGAGCAUUUAGAAUAAAAUCUCGUAUCUCCCAUUACAAAAGCACUGAUUUGCAUUUUCAGAGAACCCCGUUUUGCCUGUAUAUGUAUGCACACAAAGAAAAAAGGCAGACGAAUUCCAUGUGGAAAGCAUAGAUUUAUUGAGCUGAACUGGAUCAGCUGAAGAAGUGGGGGAAGAGAAACAAAACAAGUACAGCACCACUGAAAAGAGCGUCAGCGCUAUCUAGCAGCAUCACCACAGCAACCAGAAAAUACGAUUAGAAGACGAGGGCUAGAGCAGAGAAGGUGAAAGUGCGGCUCCUUACCUUUGGACAGAAGGCAGAAAAAUAAUUAUGCAGAACAGAGAAGAAUAUUGGAUGGACCAAGCCAAACUGUGGCAAAGGGAAGUGUCCCUUCAGUAACAGGAAUGUGCCACUGUUUAUGCACUGGAAAGGGGAGUGCCAUGAGAUCUACUGAAGAGACUAUUUCUGUGGUUGCUUAUCUACACGUGUUUGCAUCCCUGCUGGAACUGAAUUAGGUGGUACAGGCCUCUUGGACCAGUAGGUAUUGGAUUUUUUCCGUACAAGGUGUACCUGGCACGAGAGCUGGAAGACGCCACAGAUCUUUCUUGGAGACGUGAAUAAACUGAGACAGUCUCUGGCCCUUCCCUUCUGUAACAGCCUGCUAUACCAUGGGAUGUAGGCAAAGCUCUGAGGAGAAAGAGGCAGCGCGGCGGUCUCGGAGGAUUGACCGCCACCUGCGCUCUGAAAGUCAGCGACAACGAAGAGAGAUUAAGCUCCUUCUCCUGGGUACCAGCAAUUCUGGGAAGAGUACUAUUGUAAAGCAGAUGAAAAUCAUUCACAGUGGUGGCUUUAACUUGGAGGCUUGCAAGGAAUACAAACCUCUGAUUAUCUAUAAUGCAAUUGACUCCCUCACACGCAUCAUUCGGGCUCUAGCCACCCUUAAGAUAGAAUUUCACAAUCCUGACAGAGCAUAUGAUGCUGUGCAGCUCUUUGCCCUGACGGGCCCAGCUGAGAGCAAAGGCGAGAUUACCCCUGAGCUUCUGGGAGUCAUGAAACGGCUCUGGGCAGACCCUGGCGUGCAGGAGUGCUUCUGUCGCUCCAACGAGUACCACCUAGAGGAUAAUGCUGCAUACUACUUAAAUGACCUAGAAAGGAUCGCAGCACUGGACUACAUCCCUACAGUGGAAGACAUUCUGCGUUCUCGGGACAUGACCACAGGAAUUGUAGAAAAUAAGUUCACCUUCAAAGAGCUGACUUUCAAAAUGGUGGAUGUGGGUGGACAGAGAUCUGAACGCAAAAAAUGGAUCCACUGUUUUGAGGGGGUUACAGCAAUAAUUUUCUGUGUGGAGCUGAGUGGAUAUGACUUGAAGCUGUAUGAAGAUAACCAAACAAGUCGAAUGGCAGAAAGUUUGCGUCUCUUUGAUUCCAUCUGCAACAACAAUUGGUUUAUCAACACCUCCCUCAUCCUUUUUUUGAACAAGAAAGAUCUGCUGGCAGAAAAAAUCCGGCGUAUCCCCUUAACAGUCUGCUUUCCUGAAUAUAAAGGCCAAAACACUUAUGAGGAGGCAGCAGUCUACAUCCAGCGCCAGUUUGAGGACUUGAAUCGCAACAAGGAGACCAAGGAGAUCUACUCACACUUCACCUGCGCCACUGAUACCAGUAACAUCCAAUUUGUCUUUGAUGCAGUGACAGAUGUCAUCAUUCAGAACAAUCUCAAAUAUAUUGGCCUCUGCUAAGAAUCCUUGGGCUUAAUCUGUUUUACCGAAGCGAUUAAAUAAGAGGCUAACAACUUCCACUUCUAGUG